AUGCUCAAUAUUGUUUGGGAUUCCGUGGCGAGACGAUCGUCGAAAAAGUCGCGCGGGCUGCUGAAAUAAAUUCAAGCAAAUCACAAAGAAAUAUAUUAUUAGGCAAAGAAAAAAACAACAUUAAUAAUGCCCCUUAAAAAAAAUAAGAUUUAAAUACACAGAACAAACAGGAAUAAAAUACAAAGUAAAUACAUUUAAUUGGUGAUUAAUUAUAUUGUGCACAGUGACAAGAGUGCCAACACAUUUAAUACACACACUGAAAGUGCCAGUAAAUAAAGCUGAAACUAGGCCAACAUUUAAAGCAAAAUAUUACUCAUACGCCACCGGCACUCAUUCAUUCCCCCAUCUCGGUUAUCAGUUCUUUAAGUUAAAUGAGCCCCAUGAGUGGACUGCGUCAACAGCUGAAGAUGCUGGGAACAGCUUUGCUGGGCAAACGAGCCACCAAGUCUGUCAAAAAGAAACCAUUUACUGAGGUGGAAAUCAAAGAUUUACGCACAGCAUUCGAUCUACUAGACAGAAAUCGCGACGGUCGCGUCACCGCCAACGAGCUGCAGUUUAUGCUAAAGAACCUGGGCAUAAAUGUUAGUGACGAACUCAUACACGAUCUCAUACGUGAGGCGAGCCACUCGGGCAAUGGCUUAAUCAACGAGGCCGAGUUCCUGCAGUGGGUGGGCAGGAUCCAGGCGCUGCGGGAUGACCAGCAGUCGCAUGAGGACAGCAAGGACAGCAAGCCGGUGGACGAGGCCGAUGAUGUCACCGAGGACUUGAUAGCCGCAUUUAGAGUAUUCGAUCGGGAUGGUAAUGGGUUUAUAACGCGCGACGAGCUGCAGACCGCCAUGGAGAUGAUUGGGGAGCCCUUGAACGAGCAGCAGCUGGAGCAGCUGCUGGUCAUCGCGGACUUGGAUCAGGAUGGGCGCAUCAAUUACGAGGAAUUUACGAGACUUUUGCUCUAAGCAGAUUUAAGCCCAUUAAGGAGGCAUGGAGUCUACCCCGUAACCCCGAAAAUUUCGAGUGGAAUGCAGCCCGAGUUUCGCCACUUCAGCAUAAUUGUUAAGCUAUUAAGAAUAUACUCAGACAUGCAGAAAAUUAUAAAUGCAACAAAAUGUGCAGAACGUAAUUGUUUGAAAAUUUUAUACAAAACAAAAAAAUAAAACUUAUUUAUACAAGGGUUUGAAAAAAGUGCAAGGCAGGCCACACACACUUACACACACCCAUAAAGUUUUAGUUUCAUCAAACUCCCACACAUACACACACAGACACACACACAACAUAUUCAUAUGUAAAUUAGUUUCAAAGUUUUGUCGAUUGUAAAAAGUGAAUUAUUCAUUUUCCCUAUGAAUUAAGUUAAAUCAGCAUGUGGAAAAUUUAAAUGGGAAACUUUAGACUAAUUUUGCAUGAUUUGCAAAAAGAUUUAAAUCACACAGAGACAGACACACAGAACAUAAACAUAAACAUAUAAAAUGCAUAUUCGGAUAAGUCUGAGCGCGUGAGUGAUAUUGUGUUUAGGGUGCAGCAAAAAUAAAGAGCAGCAGGCAAACGGAGAAAAUUACCAAUAAUAAAUUACAUUAAAAAUAUAUAAAAAAUCGGAGAGGUCAGCAAACUGGAUUCAUAUAUUUGUAUUUUAUUGUAGUUAUGCUGCUUUCAAUGUAUGCGUGUUUCAAAUACCCCAAAACAAACAAAAAUUGUUUCAAAUUUGUUAGAAUAAGGAAAUAAAUGUUAACAAUUUAUAUAAGAAAAAAGAAGAUUUAAUUUCAGUUGGGAUCUUACUGAGUAGAGCUGUCAAAACAUCGAUAUUAAAACAAAUUAUCGAUAAUUUCGAUAUAAUUAUAAAACUAUAACAUUUUUAAGAUUAUAAUAAUAUUACCAAUAUUUUUCUAAAAAAAAAGAUAUUGAUGUUUUCCAGCUCUAUAACUUAGAAAUAAAAACCAGAUAAAUGUUAAUUAAAGCAUAUAUUAUCAAUAACCAACAACCCGAAUGGAACAUUUCAGAGUUCUAAAACAACAUAGUUCAAAAUGUAGUAUUUUUAAAUUUUAAUAAUUUGCUUUUGGUUCUAUUCAAAUUGUUUUUCGAAAUUCAAGUCCAUUGCAUAUUGCCGUCCCAUAGAUAAUUCAACAAGAAAUACAAAUUAAUUUUUUAUAACUAACAACUCAUCGAUUUAAGGCAUUGCGGUUUCAAAAAAUAAGUUUUAAAUUAAAACUUUUAAUUAAUUUCGUAUGCCCUUUUUUGAUACAAAAUUUAGACAAGUUGAACAACAACAGAAAACGACAUUCAAAUAAAAAUAUAUUUAACAAAAGUGCUCUUUUGAAAAAUCAGUGAAACAAGAAUUAAAAUAUAUAUUUACAUUUAAAACAUUUUAUGGAUAAAGUUGGGUAAAGAAAAUAUAAUCAGGUCAAAGGUACAAAAAAUAGCAAAAUGGGUUAAAACAAGGAAAGUAAACAAGCAAACCACAACUUUUGUAUGGUAUUUACAAGAGGACUGCAAAGGCAAGCAAAUUUAAACCUAAUCAAAAA
This is a messenger RNA of Drosophila takahashii, 2510 nucleotides long. It is a transcript of the gene Eip63F-1, whose product is annotated as Ecdysone-induced protein 63F 1. Gene Ontology annotation, cellular component: cytoplasm. Lineage: Eukaryota; Metazoa; Arthropoda; Insecta; Diptera; Drosophilidae. Gene Ontology annotation, molecular function: calcium ion binding; enzyme regulator activity. The record is from RefSeq and is a predicted model, not a curated record.